CUCAGUCGUCCAUCCUGAUUAAAGGCAGUAGUUAUCUGCUGAUGCAUAUGGCAGGUUUUGGAGUCUUAAAAAGCACGUCCAGAAGUUAUAUUCAGCCCAGGGUUGUUUGGUUGUCGGUAACCUGGAAACCUAAUUGCAACAACAGGCCAGCCAAACACAGCUAUUCUGAGUGCUGAAAGCAAUACCGGGAGGGAUCAGCCAGGAAUUGACUCCCCUGUCCUCGCAAACAAAACCAGCUUCUAGCUUAUGAUUCUUGCUAAUUGGGGUACAGUAAUUCUGAAGCAUGUGUAGUGGAACUUCUUUUUAAAAAAAUAAUGAAUUCCACCGUCCCUGGUAAUAUGUUUGCUGAAGACUUGAUCAGGGACUGAGACUGGUUGAAGUGUCGUUCUUUUUCAUUGGAAGGUUAAUGCAGCUGUUUUUUCUCCAUAUCCAGGAGAAGCGGGUGAAACCGGUGAUGCACAGGAGACUCAACGUGUCGGCUCGCUUCAGAAAACCGCUGCAGGAGCCCUGCACUAUCUUCUUGAUUGCCAAUGGAGACCUCAUAAGUCCGGCUUCUCGCCUCCUCAUCCCUAGAAAAACCUUGAGUCAGUGGGAUCAUGUCCUACAGAUGGUCACGGACAAAAUAACUCUGAGGAGUGGGGCUGUCCACAGACUCUACACGUUAGAAGGAAAACUGGUUGCGAGCGGGGCCGAGUUGGAGAAUGGGCAGUUUUACGUGGCGGUCGGCAGGGAUCGGUUCAAGAAACUGCCUUACAGUGAAUUACUGUUUGACAAGUCAACAAUGAGAAGGUCUUAUGGUCAGAAGUCUUCUUCACUACCUCCUAUCGUAGGAUCCAGAAAGUCUAAAGGGAGUACCCUUCCUGUGGCAUUUGGAGAAGUUAACGUGGAUAUUAAGGGAAAUGAUCGUCAGUCCAAGUCAACAGUUGGAUCCAGCGACAACACAUCCCCUCAGCCCCCGAAGAGGAAAGGGAAAAAAGAAGUGAAUUUGGAAAAACCCAAAAAAGGGAAACAAAAUGUAAAGUUAAAGAAUUCACCACAGAUAGUUCCAGACAGCGAUGAAGGCGUCUUCAAAGCUGGAGCAGAGAGGUCUGAGACACGGGGGGCAGCAGAAGUCCAAGAAGAUGAAGAUACUCAAGUCGAGAUCCCAGUUGAUCAGAGGCCAGCAGAAAUAGUAGGUGAGGAAGAAGAUGGAGAGAAAGCCAACAAGGAAGCAGAGCAGAAAGAAGAUUUUUCGGGAGUGAAUGGCCAAGUUGAAGAGGGAGGAGGUGGGGAGGCUGCAGACGCCCCCGAGGAAGUCAAGGAGGUCCCCGAUCCCGGCGAGGGGCAGGCGGGUCCCUCUCGCAAUAAUGGAGGCACCGAUGAAGAAAAUGGCGAGGAGCUGGAUCAGGUUAACACGGAGCUUCAGGACACAGUGGACGAAGAAGUAAAGUCUGAAGGAGCUGGCAGUGGACAGGAUGAGGCUGACUUAGACCCUCAAAGACCACCAAGACCAGAAGUAAAAAUCACCAGUCCACAAGAAAAUGAGAACAAUGAACAAAACAAGGACUAUGCCGUCGUAGCAUAGAUCAUUUCUAAAAAGAGAGUGCAUUAUCAGAAAAAAUGAAGGGUUCUAAUACUUGAAUGAUAAGUAUAUAGUUAUUGGGGAACAUAAUGUGACAACAUGGUUGACUGCUACCUACUGAAUUUUAAGAUUAGAGGCUUAAUGGAAAGAUUAGAUGAUUUUGAGUAGCUACUAAAGGACAGUGGCUUCUUUUCAUGGGAUGUGUUUUUAAAAGUCAUUUAGAAAAAUUAAGAGGGAUAGAGGGGCAUUUGCACUGGAUGACAAUUGGCCACUUGUCUUUGUAAGCAAUGAAAAAGAAUAGGACCACACUUCUUGUAUACUUUUCCACAAAUUUAGAAGUGAGGUUAUUAGAUGGGAGCUUAUUCUAAAGCACUUAUCUAGGAAGGCAUAGAAUUUUAAAGAAAUGAUAAUAGGAAAACCUGUACUAUUUUUUUAAAGCAAUAAACUCUUUAAUAACCACCAAUUUUAGUGUAGUUUUAGGCAGUAGAUCGAAAUGUUUCAAUGACUUGUUGACAUUCCUUCCUUCUUCCUCCUUGUCCCUGAUCCCAUCUCACAUGAAUUAAAAAGGCUAUAACCCAGUUAUGUCACCAAGCUUGGUUGGAUGGUUUAAAAAUUCUGAUUAUGUUAGAAGACUCAAUAUUGGCUAAAGAUUGAAUUCUCUCCAAAUAGUUUUUUUAACAACAACAACAACAACAAAAAAAAAGCCAAAAAACAAACAAAAAAACCCCACAA
Lynx canadensis (Canada lynx) is the source of this 2293-nucleotide messenger RNA. It is a transcript of the gene DCDC2, whose product is annotated as doublecortin domain containing 2. Gene Ontology annotation, cellular component: microtubule; kinocilium; axoneme. Gene Ontology annotation, biological process: regulation of cilium assembly; cilium assembly; dendrite morphogenesis. NCBI's taxonomy places the organism in Eukaryota, Metazoa, Chordata, Mammalia, Carnivora, Felidae. The record is from RefSeq and is a predicted model, not a curated record. The transcript has 10 exons. Bases 407 to 1564 code for a protein of 385 amino acids.